AUGCCUUCCGAUCUGGAGCAACUGAUUGAUAUGGGCUUCGACAAGACUCGGUCCGAGCUUGCCGUCAAGAAGAGCGGAGGACUGCAAGGUGCUCUCCAGUGGCUCGAGGACAAUCAGGACAAGUCUCUGGAGGAGAUACAGGCUGCCGAGGCAAACAAGGACGAGGGUGAGGACGAGGACGAGACGAAGGCGAAAAUUGCAGAGCUGGAGAGCGGUCAAGUCGCCAAGUCGCUCAUCUGCAAUGACUGCGGCAAGCGGUUUCGCAACCAUGACCUCGCCAGCUACCACGCCUCGAAGACAGAUCACGCAGACUUCUCCGAGUCUACGGAGGAGAUCGCCCCCUUGACCGAGGAGGAGAAGAAGGCCAAGCUCGAGUUGCUCCGUGAGCGCCUCAAGGCCAAAAAGGCAGCCAUGUCUGCCGAGGACAUGGAGGAGAACAAACGAAACGAGAGAAUCCGCCACAAGGCCACGAGGGAGACGCAGGACGCCAAGGAAGAGCUUGCCCGCAAGGAGCAGAUCAAGGAAGCCGCUCGCAAGCGUUUGGAGAAGCAGGAGGAUAUGGAGGCCAAGAAACGCAUCAAGGCCAAGAUCGAAGCCGACAAGGCUGAGCGCCGCCGCAUCGCCGACGAGGCCAAGGCUGCGCGAGAGGGACGAGCACCAGAGCUCCCCGCAGCGGCACCGGUUGCCGCCGUGCCUGCGACGAAGCCCAAGAGCGACCGCAAGGAGGCCCGCCUACGGUUGCAAACCAGCUCGGGCAACCUCACCAAGACGCUGCCGGCGGAGACCACCUUGUUUGAGUUGGCCCAGAUGGUCCAGGGCGAGACGGGCCAGCCGGUGACGAGCUUCUCCACCACCUUCCCCAGGCAAACGUUUGAGGGCGAGCUGGACAUGUCCAAGACGUUGAAGGAGGCAGGCUUCGUCCCUUCAUCCGUCCUCAUCGUCAAGUAG
Drechmeria coniospora is the source of this 948-nucleotide messenger RNA. Its product is annotated as UBA/TS-N domain containing protein. The record is from RefSeq and is a predicted model, not a curated record. The transcript has 4 exons. The coding region runs from base 1 to 948 and encodes 315 amino acids. Lineage: Eukaryota; Fungi; Ascomycota; Sordariomycetes; Hypocreales; Ophiocordycipitaceae. Gene Ontology annotation, molecular function: protein binding.